Messenger RNA from Bufo bufo (common toad), 3640 nucleotides. RefSeq names its product kinesin family member 11 (gene KIF11). Gene Ontology annotation, biological process: mitotic spindle assembly; microtubule-based movement. Lineage: Eukaryota; Metazoa; Chordata; Amphibia; Anura; Bufonidae. Gene Ontology annotation, cellular component: spindle microtubule; nucleus. Gene Ontology annotation, molecular function: plus-end-directed microtubule motor activity; microtubule binding; ATP binding. The record is from RefSeq and is a predicted model, not a curated record. Bases 103 to 3297 code for a protein of 1064 amino acids. The transcript has 23 exons.
UCAAACGUCCUCAGUGUAGAGGAGAGACGGCGGCUGUGUGCGCUGUGUAACGUCCCCCGCCGAGUACCGGAGCCGCGGACAGUAGGUCACCUCCUUGAGGCCAUGUUAUCCCAACCUUCUACCAUGUCCAGCAAGAAAGACGACAAGGGGAAGAAUAUCCAAGUGGUGGUAAGAUGCAGACCCUUCAAUCAGUUGGAGCGGAAGGCUAACUCUCAUUCAGUGCUAGAAUGUGAAACCCAGCGCAAAGAAGUUUCCGUCCGGACUGGUGGAAUAAAUGACAAACUGGGCAAGAAAAACUAUAUGUUUGAUAUGGUAUUUGGCCCUUCAGCUAAACAAAUUGAAGUGUACAGAAGCGUAGUCUGUCCCAUCUUGGAUGAGGUUAUUAUGGGCUAUAAUUGCACCAUUUUUGCCUAUGGUCAGACUGGCACAGGGAAAACCUUCACUAUGGAAGGUGAAAGAACUGCUGAUGAGGAGUUCACUUGGGAACAGGAUCCUCUGGCCGGUAUAAUUCCGCGAACUCUUCACCAGAUAUUUGAGAAGCUUUCUGAGAAUGGUACAGAGUUCUCUGUGAAAGUCUCUUUGCUGGAAAUCUACAACGAGGAACUCUUUGACCUUCUAAGCCCUGUUCCCGAUGUCAGUGAGAGGCUCCAGAUGUUUGAUGAUCCCCGCAACAAAAGAGGAGUGAUCAUCAAGGGCCUGGAAGAAGUGACCGUGCACAACAAGGAUGAAGUUUACCAUAUCUUAGAAAGGGGAGCAGCAAAGAGGACCACUGCCUCCACCCUGAUGAAUGCUUACUCCAGUCGAUCUCAUUCAGUGUUUUCAGUCACCAUUCACAUGAAAGAAACUACAAUUGAUGGAGAAGAGCUGGUGAAAAUUGGGAAGCUUAACUUGGUGGAUUUGGCUGGCAGUGAGAACAUUGGCCGGUCCGGCGCUGUAGACAAGAGAGCCCGCGAAGCUGGGAACAUCAACCAGUCUCUUCUGACGUUGGGCAGAGUGAUCACCGCUCUGGUGGAGAGAGCUCCACACAUCCCAUACAGGGAGUCUAAGCUGACAAGGAUCCUGCAGGACUCUCUGGGAGGAAGGACAAAAACUUCCAUUAUUGCCACAGUCUCUCCAGCCUCAAUUAAUUUAGAGGAAACUGUAAGCACUUUGGAAUAUGCCAACCGAGCAAAGAAUAUAAUGAAUAAACCUGAAGUGAAUCAGAAACUAACCAAACGGGCCCUUAUCAAGGAAUACACCGAGGAGAUUGAGCGCUUGAAGAGGGACCUUUCUGCAGCCAGAGAGAAGAAUGGGGUCUACCUCCCCAGUGAAAACUACGAGCAGCUACAGGGUAAACUAGUCUGCCAAGAAGAGCAGAUCACGGAAUACACCGAAAAAAUUGCCGCUCUCGAGGAGGAGCUGAAACGGGUGACAGAGCUGUUCUCUGAGAAUAAGAAGGAGCUGGAGGAGUGCACUACUGUGCUGCAGUGUAAAGCAAAAGAACUGGAGGAAACCCAGAUAAAUCUACAGGAAUCUAAGCUUAAUCUGGCUCAGGAGGAGUUUGUAACGUCUGCGUUAAAGACCACGGAAAAGAAACUUCACAAUACAGCCAAUAAGUUGCUGAGCACCGUUGAAGAAACCACCAAAGAUGUGUCUGGUCUCCAUGCCAAACUGGAUCGCAAGGCGUCAGUGGAACAUCACAAUGCCCAGGUCCAUGGGAGCUUUGCAGAAGACAUGGAUAAAAUGUUCAGCACCAUUCAGAGAUCUGUGGAUGAGUACAGUGUGAAGCAGCAGGGAAAGUUGGACGUCUAUACCAGCUCUAUAAAUGGCCUUCUCUCUGCCAGCUCUUCAGCUUUAAGUGCCACCGCUGCUGCAGUUUCCUCGUCUUUUCAUAUGGUUCAGGAUACUGUGUCCAGUCAGGUGACUCAAAGCCUUGAUGCAAUACUAAAGCAGGAAGGCCUGUGUACUCAAGCAAAGGAUGAGCUGCAGAAAUUGAUGAAUGAGCACCGGCUUGCUCUGCAGAAAGCCCUGGCAUCUGACUUGCUGCCAAUUGUAACCUCGGUUUUGGAUCUGAAUUCGCAGAUGAGCCGAUGCAUGCAGAAUUUCUCCGCUGUUGCUGACAAGGUGGAUUCUCAUAAAGAAGAUAUGAACCGCUUCUUCACAGGACAUUCGAUGAUGCUGCACAAGUUACGCCUGGAUUCUACUUCUGCCAUUUCCACAAUUCAGGCAGAGUCUGAGAGUUUGAAAGAGGCGCUCCAGGCCGCCCAGGCUCUGCAUUCACAGGGACUGAAUAAUCUCCUAAGUUUGCUACAAAGCCAGCUGAAUCUGUUUGCCGUGGAAACAAAUCGGAGCUUUGAUGGUCUUCUUUCCAAAGGAGGAAAGCUUAAGAGUUCUGCCGGUCAAUUUCAGCACGAUCUGGAUAAUGUUACCGCAGAAGCCAUUGAACGUACUGCAAGUCAUCACAAGGUAUUCGUAGACCAGAGUGAAGACGUAAGCAGUGAGAUCCAGCAUCUGGCAGCCACAAACCAAAGCGCCAUAGAGGAAUCCAACGGUAAAUGUGAAAAGCUCAACAGCGGCAUCACCGCCCUGUCUCAGGAGACCGAGAGCUGGUACGAGACUGCCAGGACCAAACUGGAUUCUAUUAUGGAACAGCAAGAUUGCUACUUACAGGCUGCAAAAAGUCAGCUCCAAAGCUUCCACAAGGGUAUGGAAGAAAACUGCUGCUCCUCAGAGGCUCAGAUUUCAGACAUGGUGCACCUGCAAAAGCUUGCUGAGGAGAAAUCCGUUGCCAGCCUAGUAGACCAGGUCAAGAACAGUAAGGAGAUGAUUGCAGAGCAGCAGCAUCAGCUUCAUGAGCAAACAAGAGCCUGCAUGGGUAAAGUCAAUUCUUACCUUAAGGAAGAACUCCGAAAUGAUAUCCCAACAGGUACCACACCUCAGAGAAGAGAAUACACUUACCCCUCUUCUCUCAUAAAGACUCACCCAAGAGAACUCCUCCUAGAACAGUUUAGAAAGCAGCAGGAAGAGUAUCAAGUAGCAGUAAGCAGUGUGGCCUCCAUAUUGGAGGAGCCUGUGGACCAGGAUUCCCUUGAAGAUGAAACGGUUGUGAAUGACAGCAUCAUGAGUGAGAAAUCCAUCAUAGAUAUCAAUGUUCUCUGUCAGGGAAACGGUGGCAUUCCUUUUUUCCAGCAAAAGAAAGGACACAAAAAAGAAAAGGAGAACAAAGCAAACGCACCGAUCUUGGACCGAUCGAAAUUUUCAGAAGACGGAGAGACCUCCCUCCCCAAAUCCAAACUGCCUCUGAGAAUCCAGAACUGAGCGGCGCAGCUCCUCCUGUACAUAGUCCAACUCCUGAAUAUUUUUAUAUUUUUAACCUUUUUCUUUGUGUCUUUUUUCCUUUUUUUCUUUUUUAAUUUUAUUUUUAAACCUUCUGGACUUUUACGUAUUUUUAUUUGUUUCUGUUGUCUCCACGUUACUUUUUAUAUAUGUUUAACUAUUAAACCUCACCCAUUCUUUCAUGGCAGCUGGAACAAUUCUGCAAAAAAAAAUUUUUGUUGUUGCUAAAUAAACAUAAAUUACCUUUUUUCAGAUUGUUGUAUGGGUUAAAAUGUUUGUAUAUUUAUAGAUGUUGGCUUAGCAGAAUUAAAUCAAAUAAGCCUGA